AUGGCGGUCCGGCUGCACCCGGGCUAUUUGGGGAAAGGAGUGGCUCCUCCUCAAUUUAGCAGCACUUCACCACCAUCAUCACCACAACUCUGCACAUCCCCCAAUUGGACCAUUGACGUGUCAGAUGCCAGAACGAUCAAGGUGACCAACAUACCGCCCUCGGCGACGGCGGAGAACAUGAAGGAGUUCUUCUCCUUCUCGGGAGAGAUCGAGUAUGUCGAGAUGCGAAGGGAAUCAGAGACGUCACAGGUUGCUUAUGUCACCUUCAAGGAGUUCCAUGGUGCAGACACAGCUCUGCUCCUCUCUGGAGCAAGCAUAUCUGACGUUUCAGUGAAUAUCACACCAGUGGAAGACUAUGAGCUCCCUCCAGAAGCCUACUCUCAUGGCAACACAAAAGAUAUGAGCUCGCCAUUGACGCCGACCGGGGCAGCAGCGGUGAAGAAAGCGGAGGAGGUGGUGAGCACGAUGCUGGCCAGGGGCUUUGUGCUGAGCAAGGACGCGCUGAAGCGGGCGCAGUCGUUCGACGGCCGGCACCAGCUGCUGUCGUCGGCGACGGCGCGGGUGGCGUCGCUGGACCGCCGUCUGGGGCUCAGCGACAAGUUCAGCCUGGGCACCGCCGUGGCCCGCGGCGCUGCGCGCGGCGUGGACGAGCGGUUCCAGGUGUCGGAGCUCGCCCGGGACGCUUUCGCUGCGGCGGAGGGCGUCGUGGCCGGGAGCCCCUACGCGUCGCGCGGCGCCGCGUGGGUAUCUGCCGCCGUCGGUGCCGUCGCCAGGGCCGCCUCCGAUGUCAGCGCCAUGACCAUGGAGAAGGUGGAGCAGGCCGAGCAGGGCAUGGUGGACGGCGCCGGCGCCGGCGCAGAGGCGGUGCAUGUCGAUGUGCCCGUGCAUGGGCUUGCGGAGCCCGCGCCAGGUGCAGGUGACCAAAAGAACAAGACAAUGUAA
This is a messenger RNA of Phragmites australis (common reed), 942 nucleotides long. Its product is annotated as binding partner of ACD11 1-like. The transcript has 6 exons. NCBI's taxonomy places the organism in Eukaryota, Viridiplantae, Streptophyta, Magnoliopsida, Poales, Poaceae. Gene Ontology annotation, molecular function: RNA binding. The record is from RefSeq and is a predicted model, not a curated record. The coding region runs from base 1 to 942 and encodes 313 amino acids.